UAUUUUCUGCAAGGGUUGAAGGGGAAAGCACGCAUGUUUCUUAGCUCUUCACGUGCUUCGUGUGAUAGCACCUCGUCGUCAUUGACACAGGACAUGCGCUGUCACAGAAUGUUGGUCAGUUGGCUGCGCAGGUCGGAGGUCAUGGGACAGUGUCAAAGGUCGGGAAACGGGAUGCGGUGAAGUUUGGAGUUUGUUUUCUUCUAGGAGUGGCCAUAGGUAUUCUACAGACGGAAGAGUAUGAACAAAAGCAUCGCCUCACACCGCCCCAGUCUCGCGUUUGAUUGAUGCGAUGCAAGUCUAGGCGAGAUUGUAACGCGGAGGAGGAAGACACAAUGUUUUGCUGUCAGCUCUGCCGAGGAAUUCUGAAGCUCAAAUACUUUUCAUUAAGAAGAUUAGUGUCUUGUUCAACGAGUCUCUGUUUUAUCCCUGAGGUGUAGGAAUACUCUCCGUCAGAUUCACAGUUAAAGCUUCUGUUGCGAAAGGAUUCACCAACGAAGGCUAUUCUGUCGGAGUUAAUGUUUGUGUGGACCGCGAAAUUGGAUAUAUGUGUUUUUAAUAAUUGAUGGAUAAACAAGGUGAUAUGUGUGGUGUUUCCUGAACAAAUUCAGGGCCUAUCCAUUGCCGAGCCGCCGUUUGAAACAUCCUAGAAGAAUUUGUCUACGUGCAUUCUUGAGUGGAAGCACCUCGUAGGGCGGAGGCUGGAUCAAGGUUCGUGGAGGUUUAUCAGAUUAUCCUGUGGUUUUAACUAGGGCGGGUGAAUGCCGAAGCCGUGCCCCGCGACCGAGCGAGGUUCGGGGAUCAUGGGGACUCUUAGGGAUCUUCAACUGGCCCUGCAGGAGAAGAUCGAGGAGCUGAGGCAGAGGGAUGACCUCAUUGACGAGUUGGAGGGGGAGCUGGACGAAAAGGAUGCUCUCAUACAGAGACUCUAUCAAGAACUUGACAAAUACCGCUCCAUUCUCAAACCCGUCACCGACAGGUCGAACUCCAGGGUCACAAACCAUGGCCCCGUGCGUGAAAGAAGCAAAAGAACUGCUAUCUCAGCUGAACCUGCUUCUGUUCGGUUUCUUCAAGCGGCAUCAUACAAAAGUAAAAGAAUUGCAAAGUCACAGACUUCUCGGGAGUUAAUAAAGCAGGCAAUCCUGGACAAUGAUUUCAUGAAGAAUCUGGAGAUGUCCCAGAUCCGGGAGAUCGUGGACUGCAUGUAUCCAGUGGAAUACUCCAAGGACAGCACUAUUAUCAAGGAGGGCGACAUGGGCAAUCUCGUAUAUGUCAUGGAAGAUGGCAAGGUGGAGGUAUCCAAAGAAGGACAGAAACUAUGCACAAUGGUACCGGGGAAAGUGUUUGGAGAGCUGGCCAUUCUGUACAACUGUACACGGACAGCCACAGUUAAAGCCCUAUACAACUGUCGACUAUGGGCGAUAGACAGAGCAUGUUUCCAGAGUAUUAUGAUGAAGACGGGUCUCUUACGACACUCGGAACAUAUGGACUUCUUGAGGAGUGUACCUACGUUUAAAGGCCUUCCAGAGGAAACGCUUAGUAAAAUUGCUGAUGUAUUAGAAGAGGCCCAUUACGGUCAGGGGGAUUUCAUUAUCAGACAAGGUGCAAGAGGGGACACAUUUUUCAUCAUUGCAAGGGGAAAGGUGAAAGUUACCAAAAAGAACUCUAAAGCGGGUUCUGAGCAAAUCAUUAGGUAUUUACAAAGGGGAGACUUCUUCGGCGAGAGAGCAUUACAAGGCGAAGACGUCCGCACCGCCAAUAUUAUAGCCAAUGAUCCAGAAGGCGUGGAUUGUUUAGUCAUCGACAGGGAGUCCUAUUCACAACUCAUUAGCAAUUUAGAUGAACUCAAGAGAAUUUAUGAAGAUGAUGAAAUAUCGGCUGGAAUUGACUCAGAAUACACCAAAUUGAAACUCAAAGAUCUCUCAGUGAUAGCGACGUUAGGCGUCGGUGGAUUCGGGCGUGUUGAACUGGUGCACGUGAACAACGACAACACCAAGACGUACGCCCUGAAGAUUCUGAAGAAACACCACAUCGUCGAGACUCGCCAACAGGAACAUAUCAUGAACGAGAAACGCAUCAUGAUGGAAGCAAGAUCCGACUUCAUUGUCAGAUUGUAUAGAACAUUCAAAGACAGAAAGUUUUUGUAUAUGUUGCUGGAGGCCUGCUUAGGGGGAGAAUUGUGGACGGUUUUACGAGACAAAGCUUCGUUCGACGACAACACGACUCGCUUCUAUACCGCCUGUGUCGUGGAGGCCUUCUCCUAUCUCCACAGUCGCGGCAUCGUCUACAGGGAUCUGAAGCCAGAGAACUUGUUACUUGAUGGCGAGGGAUAUGUCAAACUGGUUGACUUCGGAUUCGCUAAAAGGGUUGGCCAUGGCAGGAAGACGUGGACAUUCUGUGGAACGCCGGAAUACGUUGCCCCGGAGAUCAUCCUCAACAAGGGCCACGACAUCUCAGCCGACUACUGGUCGCUCGGCAUCCUUAUGUACGAACUACUUACCGGCAGUCCCCCGUUUGCUGGCCCAGAUCCGAUGAAGACCUACAACCUCAUCCUGAAAGGAAUCGACGCCAUAGACUUUCCAAGGAGAAUCACCAAAAACGCUCAAAGUUUGAUUAAAAAGCUAUGCAGGGACAAUCCCAUGGAGAGACUCGGAUUUGGUCGCAGUGGAAUACGGGAGAUUCAGAAACAUGCGUGGUUCGAGAGUUUCAACUGGGACGGCCUCAGAAACAGGAACGUCAAACCACCCAUCAUCCCUUCGGUUAAGUCAGCCACUGAUACGUCCAACUUUGACGACUACCCUGAAGACGAGGAGGAACCUCCACCAGACGAUCUCACUGGCUGGGACAAAGAAUUCUGAGACACGUGACCGGAUAUACCGUACCGGAAAUGAAAUUUGCAACGUCAUCUGUGAUAACCUGAGGACGUCAGGGCUUGCCAUGCAACCGUCGUGCCUUGCCUUUCAAUGAUAUACUUGGCCAGAGAAACGGGAUAUCUUUCAUGGUUCCCUUUCCUUCUGUGGAGAGGUGGUUUUUACAAGCCAAGAAAUGGAUAGGGGGAACUUGAAUCACAUCAAAACUUUCCAAACUGUUUAAAACAAGAUUCAUCGGUCGACAGAGUACUUAUAAUAUGUGUUGCAAUUAUGUGAUCGGUUUUGUUGGGAUAAGUGUGGGAAGUGUUUCCCGUGUUAUGUCCUAAAGCAAUAAUGAAGUGCAGUCGGCAAUUGUCAACGUUAUGAGGUGAAGAUGUUUGUCUUCCAGUUUCCGACGAAAACCUUCGGCGUUUUAAAUCUUAAUCAUCGUUUCACGACAUAUCACUGCCGUCAGCCAUUAAUUCAUAAAGGGGAGAUAACUUUAAUCUGGUUGCGUCACAAUGAGGUGAUUAUCUCCCUCUACUGAUGAUAACAUUCAGGUUUUAUAACACUGGUGUUUGUCUGAUUGAUAUUUUUGAUUAAUCGCCAGAUGUGUAUUAUAUGUUAAUAGAUUGUAUUUAUUUCCUUCACUGCAAUUUCUGAAGACCGUGAUAACUCUAUCGGAAAUAUGCAGAUAUGGAAUAUUGGAUUGUUCAUGAGAGUGUUGAACAUUAUAUGUCAUAUCAUUUACUGUUGAGGUACACGAAUCAGCCUUGUCAUUCUAGGUUUGGUUCGGAAUUUUUCCGAUUUCUCCGUUAAAAAAGUUAUGCUUAUGUUAUAUGUCCAGUCAUCUUGCCUUGUAGUUUGUUUUGAAUCUUUCUGGCACAAUGCAAACCACACACCAGACGGAUCACAUCAAAUAACCAUGCAACUAGACGAGAUGUCUCUAACAUGUGACUGGUGACAUUGAUGCUGUAGUGUUUACAUGGACACAUGUGCAGAUAUACUUGCCUGUAUCAUAGGGAAAGUCAGCCCAAGUUUCUGUAGUGUAUUACAAAUCAUGCAUUCCAUGUGUGUGUAUUUAACAUACUAUCAUUCUCUAUUUCACAGGAAUAUCCAUGAUAUGGUAUUCUCCAUACCUUCAAAUAUUACAAAAAAACAUCAUGUCAGAGUAAUUCGUUAUGUAAAUUUUUGUAUGUGGGAAAGAUCUAUACUGUAUUAUCUAAAAUAAAUCUCGCUCGAUUAUCCAGCCAGUCUAUAUUCGCCUUUGGUUACUUGUUACGAUACAUGUAUGUUUGUAAUGAAAGUCUGGAUAAACGAGGUGACACUAUUGCACAUUUUCAAAUCAUAUCAUGUUAAAUGCGUUGAAAUGUUUUGAUACAUUUUUAACCAAAGCCAAAGGUAAUGGUUUCCAUCACAGACAAAUUAUGUUCAUAAUUUGCUCCUCUCCCAUCAAUGGCAGAAAUAAUUCAUGGUACAGGUCAUCUUGCCAACCAUUCGUGACCAACUCGUACCAUUCCGGGACUUCUUGUUGUUUCACGGAAAGAUGCGAUUGGUGACGAAUGCUUACAGAUUUCAUGGCAUGUUGGUCAUUCCAACUUAGGGUAUGUUAUAUCUUUCAUCAUCAAAAGUUCAUUUUACAAGAUAUUACUUUCUCGACUUUACCAUCGGUACUUAAGUGAAGGGAGUAUAGUCAACAAGGCCAUAUUCUUGUUCACACUCCAUAUAACUUUGCAUCAGAUGUGUGAUGUCUGCCUACCACACACUUCCCAUCAUCACGCGAGUGAGUUGUUUGUGUGAAAGGGUGAAUGUCACAUGAAUGGCGUCAUACUAUGUAAUCUAACCUCUAUAGGGCGCCUGGCACGGGUCUCAAGUGUCCGACAAUGUCGAUUGGUGAGGGAUCUCGUGCACGGGUCAGCUGGAACAGGUGCCUUUUAUUUGUCCUUCGUUGAAACUGUUUAUUUUUCUCCGCAAGGGUAUGUGAAAACUUGGACAAUAAAGAAUUCAAAGUUA
Molecule: messenger RNA, 4859 nt
Organism: Haliotis rufescens (red abalone)
Lineage: Eukaryota; Metazoa; Mollusca; Gastropoda; Lepetellida; Haliotidae
Product: cGMP-dependent protein kinase 1-like
Exons: 18
Coding region: 759-2855 (698 amino acids)
Biological process (GO): protein phosphorylation
Molecular function (GO): ATP binding; cGMP-dependent protein kinase activity
Source: RefSeq, a predicted model, not a curated record